AUGCCGCGGCUAAGCUCGCUCAGAAGAGCAGGAGGAAGCCGUCCUGGCAGCACGGGCUCUGACCUGCAGUGUUCUGUCUUUCAGGAAGCCCUGAGGAACGGUUUGGUGGCCACAGAGGUGCUCAUGUGGUUUUACAUUGGCGAGAUCAUAGGCAAAGGCGGCCUCAUUGGAUACAACGUCUGAAGAGCGUGCUCGGUAGCCUGAUGUUUUUCUUCU
Messenger RNA from Tinamus guttatus (white-throated tinamou), 216 nucleotides. Lineage: Eukaryota; Metazoa; Chordata; Aves; Tinamiformes; Tinamidae. The record is from RefSeq and is a predicted model, not a curated record.